Messenger RNA from Colius striatus (speckled mousebird), 3752 nucleotides. RefSeq names its product nascent polypeptide-associated complex subunit alpha, muscle-specific form-like. The coding region runs from base 12 to 3233 and encodes 1073 amino acids. The record is from RefSeq and is a predicted model, not a curated record. Lineage: Eukaryota; Metazoa; Chordata; Aves; Coliiformes; Coliidae. The transcript has 11 exons.
UCGGCAGCGCCAUGGAGCGGCCGCGGCCGCCGCCGCUGCCCCGGCUGCCGCCGCUGCCCCGGCUCCUGGCCGCCGCAGUGAUCGUGGAGUGUUGUGCACAGCUCUGCCCUGGUCUCGGCAGCGGGACGGGCUCUGCGCUGGGCGCUGCCGUUCCCUGCGCACACCUGGGGAGCUCGGCAGGGGAGCGCUGCCGGACAGAUCCAGAGCGAGGAGCUGGCACUGGGCAGGCACAGAUGUCAGAGGCCGUGGAGCAGCUGCAGACAGAGACCGAGCUGCUGCCCUUCCCUGGGACCCCUGCCGGGACUGCCAAGCCCUCCAGCCCCCAGGGCAGCCCCGGAGGCCCCUGGGCAGGUGGGGAGGGCUCAGGGCCUGCGGUGUGGGAUGGAGCAGCCACCAAGCACCCAGGGCCCCCCCUCUCUGCAGUCAGUGCUGUGGAGGCAGCCACAGGCAGUGAGCGGUCGUCACUUGCCCCUGCACCUGUGGAGCUGGACACAGCCCCUGCCCCUGCCAAUGACCCUGUAGAAAACGUGACAGAAGGUGCCAUGAUCUCACAGAAUACUUCCUCACGUUCACCAUCCUCUACCAUGGUGCCUGGCUCUGCUGAGGGGAAGUGGGGGUCUCCCAGCACCCUGCCAGGAUGGAACCCCUCAGGGACAGGGCUUGCACAGAGACAGGGUGGCUCACAGGGCCCCUUGUCCAUGGAACCGUGGGCUGGGGAAGGCCCAGGUGUCACUGCGCCACUGGGUGACAGCAGCACAGGGACUCGCCCGAGCAUGGUACCAGCCGCGGUCAGCUCUGUGCCAGGGACAAUGGGGACGUUGCCCUUUGUGAGGAGGCUGCAGAGGCUGCAGAGCCCCACGGGAACACUGCGGGGAACGUGGCAGGGGCUACCAAGGACGGCAGGAGGACAGGAUUCUGACUCCCACCUGUGGCAAGGGAUGGACUUUUCCCAGCAGGGCCCUCACACCACUCUGCCGUCUCUGAAGGCUGGUGGCCGUGGAGGGACGGGCCCAACCUCGCUGCCUGCUCCAGGCAAGGUGUCGGAUCUGCCUAUCCCCACCACCAUGGCCAGCAUCCCAGAGGUGACAUCCCCCAGCCCAGCGGGAGCCCUGGACCCAGCCACGUGGGUAGUGGAGCCAUUUGACACAGAGAGUCCCCCUGAGCACAGCCAUGUUCCCCUGGACCAGACCUGGCACCCACCAGUGGUGUCAGGGCAGCCCCUUGCCUCUGUGGCCCCAGUCAACACCACUGCAGCGCAGAGCAGGAUGCCAUACACCAGCCCAGGGUCCCCACGCAUCCCUCCAUCUCCACAGCCUGCCCCAACCAGUGGCUCUGCCAGGUCCAUAUCUCCAACCCUGCAGCCUUUCUUGGGGACCAGCCAGGGUGUCCCAGGGCCCAGCCCCACUACAGGCACCCCUGUGGCAGGGCUGUUCCCGGACAUGGGAGAGGAUCCUGCUGAGACCCCCCAGAUCCUGGGGGGGACCCUGGUAGGGGUGAGCGAUGCUGAGCCCUGGGCAGCAACUUCUCCACAGAGCAGGCAACCAAGCAGCCUGUCACCCACCAUGGCCCCUGACCAUCCCCAGCAGCCGGCUACCCCACACCCUGUGUCUUCCCGGGGACCAACCACCUCUGUUGGCAUCACCACCACCGCUGUCCCUGCCACCGCUGCCACUACCAGCCCAGCACUCCUCGGGGAAGACAUGGGAACGGUCACGCCGGAGCCUGAUGCUGUGGUGUCAGAGGAGGAUGCGGCAGGGCUGACGUGGGGGCCCCCACCUCAUCUGCCCACCACAGUGCUAGCCCCCCCCCAGCAGCCCACCGAUCUCCCAGGGACCCUGCGGCCUCGUGAGGACUCUGCGUUUCCCCCAGCUGCUGGGGACACAGGCCCGGUCCAGCCCUCGAGCAGCCCUGGAGGGUGGCCAGAUGCUGACACCCACCAAGUGACGCCAGCCCUCGAUGUAGCAGGCAGGGCCCCUCGGGUAUUCAUCGUGGAGGAUCAGCCACCCCUCCUAAGAGCAUCCCUCCUCCGCAUCCCCUGCGAGCUGGUGCUGGACAUGGGGUUUGUUCCAGCCCUGCAGGACCCCGAGUCCCAUGAGCGCCAGGGGCUGCUGCACAGCUUCAACCAGACGGUCACGCCUCUCUUCACGUCGGUGCCCGGGUUCCUGCGGCUGGAGGUGACCGGGAUCAGGGAGGGCAGCGUGGUGCUGGAGUACGACGCCCUGUUUGCGGCAGAGCGGGUGCAGGCGCCAGGGCUGGGCGCGCUGCUGGACGCUGCGCUGGGCUCCAGCAGCGCCCGGCCGGGGCUGGCGGUGGGCACGGCCCUCGUCCUGCGCAACGUGGCUCUGGAGCGGCCCCUGGACCCCUGUGCUGUGCUCUUCACCUGCCGGGCCGGCUUCGCCUGCGUGCCCAGGGCAGAUGGGAAUGCCACCUGCACCUCCCUCUGUCACCGCAACUACUGCAAGAACCAUGGGAUCUGCACCCACCCCCGGGACCGCGAGCCCCUCUGCCAGUGCCCUGUUGGCAGCGAUUUCUGGUUCAUGGGGCUGCGCUGUGACUACCGGGUGACGCAGCAGAGCCUGCUGGGCAUGGCCGCGGGGGUCCUGCUCAGCAUCAUCCUCCUGGGCGCCAUUGUUGCUGCUGUUGCCAUCCGUCGGUUCAAGAUGCUGCUGCUGGAGGCCAGGGCCGACCAGACCCGCAGCAGCUACCGCCGGUUCUGCCGCCUGGACGACGUCUCGGCCCAGUACUGGUCGUGCUCCCGGCUGCCCUCGGUCAGCUCACUGGACAACCCAGCCUUCAGCAACUCGGAGGAGCUGCUCCACUUGCAGAUCCUGGACAACGGCUGCUGCAGCUGCCAGGAGGACUCGUCCUUCACCAACGGUGCCAAACAUGGCCCUGUGCCGCCCACCCGCCCGCCAUCCAGGCCCAGUUUCCAUUAUGACUGGGACACGAGCUCUAGCAGCAUGAACGAUCCCAUGGUGGACUCGGGCAAAGCCAGCGACAUCUCUGUGUCAAGCUGGCCCAUGGAGCCCAUCCAGUGGACACCCUUUCCCCUCCUCCAUCAGCUUUCCAGGCAGCGGCCGAGCCCGACGGCCUCACUCGUACUGCGAGGGGAUGGAGCUGGUCACCCUCGAGAGGAGCUGGACAGCCUGAGGGCCGCAAGAGCAAAACACAGGCAACAAGGUUCAGCGUUUAAAACCAACCACAUUUUAUUUCCACGUAACAAGCUCAAGUGAAGGAACUUCAAACACUUGGACAAUACAAUCAACGCAAGGGUGAUGUUGGUUCCACUCGGGGCAGAGUCCCAGAAGGGCUCCUGCCCGCGUCUUCACCACGGUUUCGGACCAGACCUCAGGAGCCAGCUUUGGCUUGGGACAGCGUACUUCAUAGUAAGGAGUUACAGAAAAGUGUCUAGUAACACACAAUGCUGGCAUCCAACAGAGUUAAUGACUUACAUCCAGCAACUUGAAAAUAAAGUCUUAACAGGUUUCCGAAGUCACAUCAUACUAUGUACAUCUAUGGUCUGCCCUACAGCCAUUUCAGAACAAGCUAAGCCACUGUGAAAAGUGAAAUACAAAUUAAGCGCUGCUGCAUUGUUCAUCAUGAUUAAUGUAAAUGAGGUAUAAAUUUAAACACCAGUACAUUUUAAGCAUUAAAGUUUAUUUUCCAAAACGCUCUCCUUACUUGCGAGUGUCCUCUUGAGCAUCGAGCUGGGCACAAAUGGUGGGGGCAUUUGGAAACGGGGCAGCUGAAGA